AUGAGGCCCAAUUGGUUCCCCGCUGCAGCUGCAGCUCUGUUGUGGUCGGCAACAACCCAGCCAAGCGUCCUCGCGUCGGACAGCGACGUCAGCGUCUACGCUGGCCACGACUUCUCCCCGUGCGAGACGCCCUCCACGGCGCGGAUCGAGGAAGGCGGCUGCAGUACGGGCUUCGAGUGCACUCAGUACGACGGCAUCGGGGGCUUCGGCAACGUGACGUACUACGGACAAGGCUCUUGCAGCAGCAGUCGCGACGCCUACCUCCAGUCUGUCUUUGGAGACGCCCCGUACUUCAUGGUCGAGUACUACCAAGACGCCGACUGCCAGCAGCUGAGCAAGAGCGAAGUGUACCGCGCCGACGGCCAGUGCCACUUCCACACCUUUGGCGUCAUCUACUGUGAGAGUAACGAUUGGAGCGGCGAGUGCAUCCCGCAGAGCGGCGGCCAGGGGUUCCACCCGGACGCGGUCAAGUACAUUCUACUCGAUGAUUCGACAACAACUGCCGGUAGUCCGCCGUGGGUGCCGAUCCCCACCUACGGCAACAGUCUGUGGCCUGUUCGAGACAAGUCCCUUUGUGCUGUCGAGACUGGUGCUUGUCGCGAGUUUACGCUCCCUGAAGUCGAACAACGCGACUUUAUGGGUUUAUACCAACUCAGUGACGCGCUGUCAGAGCGUGAGCGUGAGCUGUGGGCUCCCCGUUUUGAUCAAGGACCAGACCUCUUUCCUGAUCAAUUGCUGCAGCUGCUCCUCCCCGUCAACUCCCGUCUAUUCAGUCUGUGGAAGGAGACAUGCGCCAAGAGGUACGAUCGCACUCGGCCGCAAGAGCUGGAGGCGUGUAAAUGCAUCCACGAGCAACUGGUGCACGGUCUCAGUGCAGCUCGGCAACUUCAGCGUUAUAAUGGCUGGUACGAGCUUGAUUUCGAGUGGUGCCGCAUACUAAUCCAGCGUGAGCAGAUCCUCUACGACGAAGCGAGGCCCAUCAUGGUAGCCCUGUGCGACCGCGGUCUCAACUCGAAGUAUUUCUACCAGCGUCGCGCGUUUCUCGAUAGUAUACUGUGUUAG
This is a messenger RNA of Phytophthora sojae, 1062 nucleotides long. RefSeq lists its product as hypothetical. The record is from RefSeq and is a predicted model, not a curated record. The transcript has 3 exons. Lineage: Eukaryota; Oomycota; Peronosporomycetes; Peronosporales; Peronosporaceae. Bases 1 to 1062 code for a protein of 353 amino acids.